Molecule: messenger RNA, 1350 nt
Organism: Python bivittatus (Burmese python)
Lineage: Eukaryota; Metazoa; Chordata; Lepidosauria; Squamata; Pythonidae
Gene: RXFP3
Product: relaxin family peptide receptor 3
Biological process (GO): positive regulation of cytosolic calcium ion concentration; cell chemotaxis; immune response
Cellular component (GO): membrane; external side of plasma membrane
Molecular function (GO): C-C chemokine binding; C-C chemokine receptor activity
Source: RefSeq, a predicted model, not a curated record
AUGGAUGCCCUGUGUGAGCACAGCUACUGCUCGCUGGCAGCUAACAUGAGAGAAGCUGGUGCAGGAGAACUGAACCCUUUCCCCAGCCUGCUAGAAGAGAGGCUGUUAAGCAACAGCACCAACGAGUCCCUGCAGGAGCUCUGGAGGAGCUUCCUCAACCUGGAGAGAGCAGAUGGGCUGCAGGGGGGCAGCUCCAUCCUCCUACGGAUCUUCAUCUCCAUCAUCUAUUCUGUGGUGUGCGCCCUCGGUCUAGUCGGCAAUGUGCUGGUGCUCUACUUGAUGAAAAGCAAAUGGAAAAAGUCCUCCAUCAAUCUCUUUGUGACCUGCUUGGCAGUGACCGAUUUCCAGUUUGUCCUGACUUUGCCCUUCUGGGCGGUGGAGAAUGCCCUGGAUUUCACCUGGCUCUUUGGCAAAAUCAUGUGCAAGAUGCUCUCCUAUGUGACAGCCAUGAACAUGUAUGCCAGUGUCUUCUUCCUCACUGCCAUGAGCAUUGCCCGCUACCAUGCUGUGGCCUCUGCCCUGAAAAGCAGGAGGCAAGGAGGGCUCCUGGAUGGCUGCUCUUCAGCCAAAUGGUUGUGUGCGCUCAUAUGGGUCCUGGCCAUUCUAGCUUCUCUGCCCAAUGGCAUCUUCUCCACCACCUCCACUAUCUUUGGUGAGGAAUUAUGCCUGGUCAAGAUACCUGACAGCCAAGGCAACAAUACUCCAUUCUGGUUGGGGCUGUACCAUGCCCAGAAGGUUCUGCUGGGCUUUCUAUUGCCUUUGGGCAUCAUCACCCUUUGCUACCUCUUGCUGGUGCGCUUCAUCAGUGACAGACAUGUGGGUGCCGGUUCCUGUGGGCCAAGCACUAAGCGCCGCUCCAAGGUGACCAAAUCAGUGACCAUUGUAGUACUGUCCUUCUUCCUUUGCUGGCUACCCAACCAGGCACUAACCACCUGGGGUGUCCUCAUCAAGCUGAACCUUCUGCACUUCAGCCAUGCCUACUUUCUCUCUCAGGCAUACCUCUUCCCCAUCACAGUCUGCCUGGCACAUUCCAACAGCUGCCUCAAUCCCAUCUUCUACUGCCUCAUGCGUAGGGAAUUCCGUAAAGCACUCAAGAAACUCUUGUGGAAGAUUGCUUCACCCUCCACCACCACCAUGCGUCCAUUCACUGCUACCACCAAACCUGAGCAUGAAGAGCAGGCAUUGAAGAACCUAAUGACCAUUAAGCCUGCAAGAAGCUGUGCUGCUCCUCCUCAUCCUGCUAUAGCAGGAGAUGUUCCUGAUACUAUCUGCUAUCCCCCUGGUGUGGUGGUGUAUAGUAGUUGCUCUAAUAUCUUGCCUUCCAACACCUCCACCGAGCUGCACUGUUGA